AUGGAAAAGAACAAUUUGGAAGGUGGCGUUGCCACCAACCGAGUUGAUAGCCAGGAGACCAAUGUCGGAGGGGAAACCGAUAUCAUCGCUGAAGCGGCAUUUGCAACGGAACAGGAGGGAAAGAUGACAUUGAGGGAGGGUAUCAAACUCUACCCCCAUGCCAUCGGUUGGUCUGUUUUACUCUCUAUGGCGAUCAUCAUGGAGGGGUUCGAUAUUGUUCUCAUCUCGAAUUUCUUCGGCUUCCCGCAGUUCGUUAGGAAAUAUGGUGAACAGCUACCUGAUGGCACAUAUAAUAUUUCGGCUAAAUGGCAAACCGCUUUGUCGAAUGGUGCAUAUGUCGGGGAGAUCAUCGGUCUUUUUAUUAAUGGUAUCGUCUCCGAGCGAUACGGUUAUCGUAAAACUAUGAUCGGCUCGCUUUCAGUCCUCACCGGACUUAUCUUCAUACCAUUUUUCGCUCCUCGCAUUGAAAUCCUCCUCCUAGGAGGAAUACUGCUGGGUAUCCCAUGGGGUGUCUUUCAGACAUUGACAACGGCCUAUGCUUCAGAAGUCUGCCCAACAGCCCUCCGUGCCUACUUGACCACUUUCGUCAAUCUGUGCUGGGUUAUUGGUCAAUUGAUUGCUAGCAGUGUCCUUCGUGGAUUCUUAAGUAGACAAGACGAGUGGUCGUAUAGAAUUCCAUUCGCUCUACAAUGGAUCUGGCCUGUUCCUAUCAUCAUUGGAUGCAUCUUUGCCCCGGAGUCCCCAUGGUGGUUGGUUCGACAAGGACGAAUUGCGGAUGCCGAAGCUUCUGUCCGUCGUCUUACCAAAGCAGGGAACGGUGUCGAUAUCCAAAGAACUGUCUCCAUGAUGAUUCGUACCAAUGAAUUGGAAAAAGAAGCCUCUAGUGGCACAAGAUACAUCGACUGCUUCAAGGGAACUGACCGACGAAGAACCGAAAUUGCCUGCGUAGUUUGGGGUAUUCAGACACUUUGUGGUUCAGGAUUAAUGGGAUAUAGUACCUAUUUCCUUCAGCAGGCCGGCCUCCCCGUUGAGCAAUCUUUCAACUUUACCAUGGGUCAAUACGCCCUCGGAAUCUGCGGUACCCUAUUUUCUUGGAUUCUCAUGAUGAGAUUCGGCCGUAGGACGCUUUACAUCAGUGGCCUUGUCGCUUUGUUCGUUACACUUAUCGCAAUUGGUUGCCUUGGUAUCCCAAAGUCCAACAUGGGAAUAGCUAUUGGAGCUGCGCUCUUGGUCUUCACAUUCAUUUACGACGUUACCGUUGGACCAGUCUGUUACGCUAUCGUUGCUGAGAUGUCCACGACACGACUUCGAUCCAAGUCUAUCGUCCUUGCCAGAAACUUUUACAAUGUUAUGGGAAUUAUCAACAACGUCAUUACCCCACAAUUGGUUAACGUCACCGCACUCAACUGGAGAGGCAAAGCCGGAUUCUUCUGGGCAGUGUCUUGCUUCUUUUGCACUAUCUACUGCUAUUUCAGACUUCCAGAGACCUCUGGUCGUCCUUAUAUCGAGCUUGAUAUCCUAUUUGAAAACAAGGUUUCAGCUAGGAAAUUCCACAAGACAAGCGUCGAUGCAGUUGCAGGAACCAUUGAAGGCACCGAAAGAGUUGAAAAGGCAUCGAUCGAACAGGCUGAUCAUAUUGAGAAAGUUUCGAUAUGA
Messenger RNA from Orbilia oligospora ATCC 24927, 1656 nucleotides. RefSeq lists its product as uncharacterized. The coding region runs from base 1 to 1656 and encodes 551 amino acids. Lineage: Eukaryota; Fungi; Ascomycota; Orbiliomycetes; Orbiliales; Orbiliaceae. Gene Ontology annotation, biological process: carbohydrate transport; transmembrane transport. Gene Ontology annotation, molecular function: carbohydrate:proton symporter activity. Gene Ontology annotation, cellular component: membrane. The transcript is spliced from 3 exons. The record is from RefSeq and is a predicted model, not a curated record.